Molecule: messenger RNA, 1422 nt
Organism: Cryptococcus deneoformans JEC21
Lineage: Eukaryota; Fungi; Basidiomycota; Tremellomycetes; Tremellales; Cryptococcaceae
Product: aryl-alcohol dehydrogenase, putative
Exons: 15
Coding region: 92-1141 (349 amino acids)
Source: RefSeq, a predicted model, not a curated record
UGCAGUGCUCUGUUGCGGCCAAGUAUAAAAGCAACACCCUCGACAGUCACUGCAAAUAUCGUUAACCACAGCUGGAACAUAGCGACUGAAAAUGACUUCUGAGAACAAGAUGCGAUACGUCCGUCUCGGCAAGAGCGGUUUGAAAGUAUCCAAGAUCAUUUUAGGCUGCAUGUCUUAUGGUGAUCCGGAGUGGCAUGAGUGGGUUCUGAGAGAGAAGGAAGGAAUCGAACAUAUCAAGUAUGCGUACGCGAAUGGAAUCAACACAUUUGACACCGCCGAUAUCUACUCCUGUGGUGCGUCAGAAGAGAUUCUCGGAAAGGCCAUCCGGGAGAUCGACUGCUCCCGAGAGGAUGUAGUGAUUCUCACCAAGUUAUUUAUGCCCGUUACCCACGAUAGCCGUGCGCCACCCCCUCCUUUCCCUGAUCUCGAUAAAUCCGGAUAUACGAACCAGUACGGAUUGAGCCGAAAGCAUAUCUUCGCCGCUGUGCAAGCAUCCCUCAAGAGGCUCAAUGUAGAGUAUAUCGAUGUCCUCCAGUGUCAUCGAUUUGACUAUAAUACUCCCAUAGAAGAGACUAUGCAAGCCUUACACGACGUAGUCCAGAAGGGUUGGGUCAGAUAUAUCGGCAUGUCUAGUUGUUGGGCAUACCAGUUCCAUGCCAUGCAGAACUACGCUAUCAACAACCGUCUCACCCCAUUCGUCUCUAUGCAAAACUUCCACAACGCCGCGUAUCGUGAGGAAGAACGUGAGAUGAUUCCUACUUUGCAGAUGUUCGGUGUUGGAUGUAUUCCCUGGUCUCCUCUCGCACGAGGAUUCCUCACUCGACCCUGGAAAGACUCUGCCACACUUCGAACCCAAUCAGACGCUCUCUACAAGGCCCGCGGUUUCGCCGACCCAGCCGUUGCCAAACAGCGCAUUAACGAAGCCAUCGAGCAAAUUGCCGAGAAGAGGGGUAUCAGUAUGGCCCAGGUCGCGUUGGCUUGGUCGUUGAGCAAGGAGUAUAUCACAGCGCCUAUCGUGGGGACCACUAGUCUUGAUAAGCUCAAGGAUCUACUUGCUGCGGUAAAUUUGGAGCUUACGGAGGAAGAAAAAAAGGCAAUUGAGGAGCACUAUGUUCCACAGGAAGUUACUGGUCACCAGUAAUCCAGGAAGCGCAAACCGCAAUUGAAGGGAAUUAAACGUGGUUUCCUUGGGUAGUCGAAAGCCAACGUGGUAAAUAAAAGAUCGAAUGGAUUGUUGGGAAUGCUCUCUUCUUACAGUUACCAGUAACUGCUCCCAUAAGCAUUACUUGACCUCUAUCGGUUCAAAGCCAUAAACUUUCAGCGUCGAUCAUAGAGGAAAAGGAACAAUGGGAUGUCUAAAAUAACAUUACAACAGAUACGCAUAGUGUGUGAUUAUAUGAUUGUAUUUAUUGAUAGCAGCAU